CCUGCACCUACACGUCUCUCUCUCUCUCUCUCUCUCUCUCUCUCUCUUCAGCUCUCAAUCAGACACUGAGAACUGUGUGUGUAUAUAUAUAUAGAGCUCUCUCAGAGUCCCUAGAAAUCCCUAGCAAUGGCGAACACUACUGAGCUCAGGCAAGUGGAACCCACUGUCUGGAAAGCCUGCGCUGGAACCUCCGUUCAAAUCCCCACCGUCGAUUCUAGGGUUUACUACUUCCCCCAGGGCCAUGCCGAGCAGGCCUCCUCCCCUCCGUUUCUCUCUCCUCUCGUCUCCUCUCAGCCCUUGAUCCUCUGCCGCGUCGCCGCCGUUCUCUUCCUCGCCAACUCCGACACCGACGAGGUCUUCGCCAAGAUCCGCCUCCUCCCCCUCCUCCGCUCUCCAAACCCAGACUGUAGCAGCCGCGGCGGCGAUGUUGAUGUUGAUGUUGAUGAAGACGCGGUGGUGUCGUUUGCCAAGAUACUGACGCCGUCGGAUGCCAACAAUGGGGGAGGGUUCUCGGUGCCGAGGUUCUGUGCCGAUUCGAUAUUUCCGCCGCUGAACUUCGCGGCUGAUCCGCCGGUGCAGACGCUGUCGAUUACGGACGUGCACGGCGUGGUCUGGGAGUUCCGGCAUAUCUACCGCGGCACGCCUCGUCGGCAUUUGCUGACUACUGGUUGGAGCAAGUUUGUGAAUCACAAGAAGUUGAUUGCUGGGGAUUCCGUGGUGUUUAUGAGGAACCGAAGGAGCGGUGAGUUUUUCAUUGGGGUUCGCAGGGCGGUGCGGUCCAAUGCCGAUUGUGGUGGAAGGUGGAAUUCUCCGGUGGGUUCAGUGAGAGUGAAAACUGAGGAAGAUGGAAAUCGGAAAGAGGGGUUUUCGAGGAAUGGGAAGGGGAGGGUUUCUGCUGAGUCUGUUUCUGAGGCUGCUGAAUUGGCCGCACAGGGGAUGGGGUUUGAGGUUGUGUAUUAUCCGAGGGUCGGUUGGGCUGACUUUGUGGUGAAGGCAGAGACAGUGGAGGAGUCACUCAGUGUGUUCUGGACAGCAGGGGUGAGGGUUAAGAUGGGGAUGGAGACCGAAGAUUCAUCGAGGAUGACAUGGUUUCAGGGGACAGUUUCAUCCGCCACGGUCCCAGAUAACGGGCCGUGGCGAGGCUCUCCAUGGCGGAUGCUUCAGGUUACAUGGGAUGAACCUGAAGUUCUGCAAAAUGUGAAGAGAGUGAACCCUUGGCAAGUUGAGUAUGUCGUGCCCACACCACCCAUCCAUUCCACAUACCCUCCUGCAAAGAAACUCAGAUUUUCUCAGAAUUCUGUGCUGCCAACUGAUGGAGAGGGAGACCUCUUCUUUCCUAUCACAGGAUUAAAUAAUUCAAUGAUCAGGAACUUGAACCCAUCAUUGAUGAAUUACAAUUCUUUUCCUGCUGGCAUGCAGGGAGCCAGGCAAGAUCCAUUUUGUGUAUCCAGUUUAUCCAACUUCACAAGUGAAAAUAACCAUCACAUGUGCGGUGAUAAAUUAGUUGGCAACAACAUGACACCAAAGUUGAAAACUGUCUCUACUGAGCUUAACAUUGGCAGUUCACAGACCGACAAUUUGUCACCUGAUAGUCAGAGCAGUGUGCAUUUCUUUGGCAAUGACCUUGUUGGAAAACAGGGCUGCAAUUCCUCAACAAAAGUCAGUUUGGGUUCAUUCCAGUUAUUUGGUAAGAUAAUCCAUACAAAAGAUCCUGUGGAGAAUGGCUUUGAUGAUGCUGGUUGCACAGAAGAUAAGGGCUGUAAAAUGUUCAAAGAAGCAGAUGGUAUGAAAAAUUCACUGGAUCUUUCUUUGACUUGUCCUUACACAAAUCUACUUGAUGGGCUUGAUGUCCAAUGCCAAAGAGCCUCAGCUGUUGAAGCAUGCUCUUUAUGAAUAAGUGAUCUCUUCAACUUUAUCAGAUUAGAAGCUGUACAGGUACUUGAGGCAAGAAGGAAGCUGACUUAUAAUCUGACUCUUGCAGUAGUUUCGUGUCUAUGGUGGUUUGCUUUAGUUUGCCAUGUUGAAGAUUUGAAACUUUUGUAUACAGUUUUUAGUGUUUUAAUCAACUGGUAGAUUUCUACAAUAGCUUUAGAUAAUGUCUCAGAUUAUGAUUUUUACUUUUUUGAACUAGGAUUAUGAUUUUUACUGAUAAUGGAAGAAUGGGGUUAAAAGUUGAUUGUUUCCUUGAAGAUAGAUAAGCCGGCAGCAAUCUUUUUUUUUUUAGUUUGAGGAAGGUAACACAUACAGAACAAAGAUCCUCAUAUUAAAUCCAUGCACUCUGUUUCUUGAGC
Messenger RNA from Camellia sinensis, 2291 nucleotides. RefSeq names its product auxin response factor 17. Gene Ontology annotation, cellular component: nucleus. Gene Ontology annotation, biological process: regulation of DNA-templated transcription; response to hormone. Gene Ontology annotation, molecular function: DNA binding. The record is from RefSeq and is a predicted model, not a curated record. NCBI's taxonomy places the organism in Eukaryota, Viridiplantae, Streptophyta, Magnoliopsida, Ericales, Theaceae.